AUGUUCGAUAUGCAAAUAGUAGGUAUGAAAUUGUAUAACGAUUGUCACGGAACAUCUCAACAAUUCGAAGCUUUUCCGCAUAUUCCUCGACAUGGUGCUAUAUAUGAAAACGGCAUUAUAUCAAAAUAUCCCAGUAGGGAUAAGCCAGAAGAACUCACGGGCUGCCACAUUGAAACCUCAACCUUUAUCAGAGAGUACUUUAAUGUAAGAAAGAAACAGCUUGUGGAUGAGGUUGUGCUUGAGAUAACGCAUUGGCUACAAUCUGGAUUCAACACAGCCCGUAAAGUUGCCAGUGGAAGCAUUCCAGAAUCUAAAAGCCCCCCAGUCCAGUUAAGCCGGGGGCAAGGCUCUAACCAGACUAAUGCGGCCAAGAAGAGGAAAUAUGAAAAUAGGGAAAGCGGUGGCAGUGAGGAGGAUGAUAAUGGGAGUGGUCAAGAUCAGCGACGUAUAAAAAAGGGCGUCAAUGGCGAGAAGCAUCAAAAACAGAAGUUCGCUUGCCCGUACUUCAAACAUAACCCAAGCAAAUACAAGGAAUGGAGAACAUGCCCCGGGCCUGGAUGGCUCGACGUACAUCGAGUCAAGUACGAGAGCAUCUCUAUCGGCGACAUCGGCAACCAUCUCAUCGGUGCGGGCGCUGCUAGGAACCUUUUGAGAGAAAAGCAGCUCAAGCUACGAAAAGGUACAAGUGAUAUGAGUGAAACAGAGAAAUGGCGAGCGGUCUACUUGAUAUUAUUCCCGGAUGUUCAAAAUGAAGACAUUCCCACUCCCUUCUAUGACUAUGAUCACGUCGCAAAGAUAGUACCGAGCCAGCUAGAUCAGUUAGCAGAAUGCGAGGAUUAUAUCCUCCGGGAAAUACCUUUGCGUUUGCAGCAAAGAUUACGACCAGAGCUUGACAGAGACUUUAACACCAUCGAGGAAAGCUUAAAGAGAACAGCAACAUAUUGCGUUAGGGGUCUCUUAGUAGAUGCGUUUCGCGAAUUUCGUCAGAUACAACAAUGUAAGACGAUACCAAGGGCAGAAUAUGAAGAUUCAGGGAUGAUAUAUGAUAGAUUUGGACAUACACCAAUAUCGCAAAGGAGUAUAUCGCAGUGCUGUCAAUCAGCUUCAGUUGAACAGGCCAGUUCUGUAAGUCUCGAUUUUGACUUGGAAUCAUUCGACAUGUCCCUCUUCAACAAUCUGGAGUCAUCAUUAGGAGAAGGUUUUAUAAUGGAAGAAAUCAUGGAACAGCCAGGAUAUAGGGAAUAG
Molecule: messenger RNA, 1245 nt
Organism: Daldinia decipiens
Lineage: Eukaryota; Fungi; Ascomycota; Sordariomycetes; Xylariales; Hypoxylaceae
Exons: 5
Coding region: 1-1245 (414 amino acids)
Source: RefSeq, a predicted model, not a curated record